CUGUCGUGGGAGCCUGCUGAGGUGAGCGCAGCUGACCUGGCGACCUCGGGCCGGCGCCUGACAGCAGACACGGACUCCGAGGGUCGCCGAGGGCCCCGCCGAGAGCCGGAGGCAAUGGAUGAGCAGAGUGUGGAGAGCAUUGCUGAGGUUUUCCGAUGCUUCAUUUGUAUGGAGAAAUUGCGGGAUGCCCGACUGUGUCCUCACUGCUCCAAGCUCUGUUGUUUCAGCUGUAUUAGGCGCUGGCUGACAGAGCAGAGAGCUCAGUGUCCUCAUUGUCGUGCUCCACUCCAGCUACGGGAACUUGUAAAUUGUCGCUGGGCGGAAGAGGUGACACAGCAGCUGGAUACUCUCCAGCUGUGUAGUCUCACCAAACAUGAAGAAAAUGAGAAAGACAAAUGUGAAAAUCACCAUGAAAAACUUAGUGUGUUUUGCUGGACUUGUAAGAAGUGUAUCUGCCAUCAGUGUGCACUUUGGGGAGGAAUGCAUGGUGGACACACGUUUAAACCUUUGGCAGAAAUCUAUGAACAGCAUGUCACUAAAGUGAACGAAGAGGUAGCCAAACUUCGUCGACGUCUCAUGGAACUGAUCAGCUUAGUUCAAGAAGUGGAAAGAAAUGUAGAAGCGGUGAGAAAUGCGAAGGACGAACGUGUUCGGGAAAUCAGGAACGCGGUGGAGAUGAUGAUUGCACGGCUGGACACACAGCUGAAGAACAAGCUCAUAACCCUCAUGGGUCAGAAGACGUCUCUUACUCAAGAAACAGAGCUGUUGGAAUCUUUACUUCAGGAGGUAGAACAUCAGUUGCGGUCUUGCAGUAAGAGUGAGCUGAUCUCCAAGAGCGCAGAGAUCCUAAUGAUGUUCCAGCAAGUUCACCGAAAGCCCAUGGCUUCCUUUGUUACCACACCUGUCCCACCAGACUUUACCAGUGAAUUGGUACCAUCUUAUGAUUCAGCUACUUUUGUUUUAGAGAACUUCAGCACUUUGCGGCAGAGAGCAGAUCCGGUUUACAGCCCGCCUCUUCAAGUUUCAGGACUUUGCUGGAGGUUAAAAGUUUACCCAGAUGGAAAUGGAGUUGUACGUGGCUAUUAUUUAUCUGUAUUUUUGGAACUAUCGGCUGGCUUACCUGAAACUUCCAAGUAUGAAUAUCGUGUAGAAAUGGUUCAUCAGUCCUGCAACGAUCCUACUAAAAAUAUCAUUCGAGAAUUUGCAUCUGACUUUGAAGUUGGAGAAUGCUGGGGCUACAAUAGAUUUUUCCGUUUGGACUUACUUGCAAAUGAAGGAUACUUGAACCGACAAAAUGAUACAGUGAUUUUAAGGUUUCAGGUGCGCUCACCAACAUUUUUUCAAAAAUGCCGGGAUCAGCACUGGUACAUUACUCAAUUGGAAGCUGCACAGACAGGUUAUAUUCAACAAAUAAACAAUCUUAAAGAGAGAUUGACUAUUGAACUGUCCCGAACUCAGAAAUCCAGAGAUCUGUCACCACCAGAUAAUCAUCUUAGCCCCCAAAAUGAUGAUACUCCCGAGACACGAGCUAAGAAAGCUGGGUCAUGCUCUGACAUGCUUCUGGAAGGUGGUCCUACUUCAGCUUCUGUAAGGGAGACCAAGGAAGAUGAAGAUGAGGAGGAGAAGAUUCAGAAUGAAGACUAUCAUCAUGAGCUCUCAGAUGGAGAUCUGGAUCUGGAUCUUGUCGGUGAAGAUGAAGUGAAUCACCUGGACGGCAGCAGCUCUUCUGCUAGUUCUACAGCAACAAGCAACACGGAAGAAAACGAUAUCGAUGAGGAGACCAUGUCUGGAGAGAAUGAUGUAGAAUAUAACAGCAUGGAGCUGGAGGAGGGAGAGCUCAUGGAAGACGCAGCCGCGGCGGGGCCUCCAGGCAGUAGCCACAGCUAUGUGGGUGCCAGUAGCAGAAUGUCAAGAAGAGCACAUUUAUGCUCUGCAGCUACCAGUAGCUUAUUAGACAUUGAUCCUUUAAUCCUAAUACAUUUACUGGAUCUUAAGGACCGGAGCAGUAUGGAAAAUCUGUGGGGUUUACAGCCUCGUCCAUCUGCUUCACUUUUGCAACCCACAGCGUCAUAUUCUCGAAAAGAUAAAGAUCAAAGGAAGCAGCAGGCGAUGUGGCGAGUGCCCUCUGACCUAAAGAUGCUGAAAAGGCUCAAAACACAAAUGGCUGAAGUUCGGUGUAUGAAGACUGAUGUGAAGACUACACUGGCAGAUAUAAAGGGCAGCAGUGUUGCUUCUGCAGACUUGCAGACAAACCUUUUCUGUGCUGACCAGGCAGCUCUGGCUACCUGUGGACCUGAAAACUCUGGUAGAUUGCAGGAUUUGGGCAUGGAGCUUCUGGCAAAGUCGUCAGUUGCUGGCUGUUACAUAAGAAACCCCACAAAUAAGAAGAAUUCACCCAAGUCAGCUCGGGCCAUAGCAGGCAGUCUGUCACUCCGAAGAGCUGUAGACUCUGGAGAAAACAGCCGUUCAAAGGGAGACUGUCAGGCUUUGUCUGAAGGCUCCCCAGGAAGCUCUCAGUCUGGGAGCCGACACAGCUCCCCCCGGGCUCUGACACAUGGCAUCAUUGGGGACCUUCUGCCCAAAAGUGAAGACCGACAGUGCAAAGCUUUGGAUUCUGAUGCUGUGGUGGUUGCAGUUUUCAAUGGUUUACCUACUGUUGAGAAAAGAAGGAAAAUGGUCACUCUGGGGACUAAUGUAAAAGGAGGUCGUCUGGAAGGAAUGCAAUUGGCAGAUUUGGAAAGUCCUUCUGAUGCUGGGGAGGUACAGCCCACACUACCUGAAGGAGCCUCAGCUGCCCCUGAGGAAGGAAUGAGUAGUGACAGCGACAUUGAAUGUGACACUGAGAACGAGGAGCAGGAAGAGCACACCAGCAUGGGUGCCUUCAACGAUCCGUUCCUGGCCCAGCCUCCGGAUGAAGAUUCGCAUUCCAGUUUUCCUGAUGGUGAACAAAUAGACCCUGAAAAUCUCCACUUCAACACCGAUGAAGGCAGUGGAAGCACUGUAGCACGCGACCUAGUUCAGCUGGACCUAGCUCUCGGCCCCCUCUGAGCCUCCCACGUGCCGGGCUGACAGCAUGGACCGUCAUGGCCUUUCAGAUCUCAGUGUGCUCCUACACUUUCCAGCUGAAAACAUUUCUCUCCAACACUACCACUUAUUUCCUAUUUGAAAUUACAUCUUUCAAAGAUUCGUUUUAAAUAUAUGAAUGUUUUUUCUGUGUUUGUAUGUUCACUGCAUGUGUGCCUGAUGCCUGAAGCUCUUAGAAGUGACCAUCAGAUCCCCUGAAACGGGAGUUAACAGAUGGUCAUGAACAUUCAUGUGGGUGACAGGAAUCAGGUCUGAAUCCUCUGCAGAAGACACCAGUGCUCUGUCCUGCUGAGACACGUCUCCAGCCCAUAAUCCCAUUGCUUUUUUCUUUUUUUUUUCCCGGAGCUGGGGACCGAACCCAGGGCCUUGCACUUCCUAGGUAAGCGCUCUACCACUGAGCUAAAUCCCCAGCCCCUCAUUGCUUUUUUCAACCCACUUCUCACACGGGCCCUCUGCAGCCUUGACUACUCAGGCCUCUUUUCCGGGCAUCUGAACUAUUCACUGCUCUGCCACGUCUUCCCUGGCUUGUUCCUUGACUGAAUAGUACAGCAGCUCUGUGCUAGGAGUGUGUCAGGCCAGUUCUGAGUGAAGUAUGUAGCCACCUUACACAUGAAUCCCAGGAGCUGGGUACCAAAACUCUGACUUUAUAAAGGAACAAACCAGUACUAAGGCAUUAUCUUCCCAAGAUCAGUAACCCAGAAAGCGGAAGAGCUAAGAUCCAGACAGAAUUUCUGCCCAGUGUUACCUUAAGUCACUGACAUGCUACUCAUAGCUUGGCAUCUUCACUCAACAUGUAUUUUCUGGGCACUGUUACUCAUGCCUGUGGUUUCAACAUGUGUGGGUGCACACAAGAUAAAUAGUGUUGCCAGAGUGGGAUGAAUUACUACAUCCUUAUCUGAACUGAGAACUUCAGCUCCACUCCAAAUCUCUAUCUCUAAGUGUGUACAAAACCUCCUCCAAGAUGUCCCAUCCGUACCUAGAACUGAAAAUGUGUCCAACCGAACUCGCCCCUACCAACUGCUGCUGCUUUAUUACAAACGCUCCAUCAUCUUCCCACUCACAAGUCAGAAACCUGGAAGUUCAUUUUCCUCUUCCUCACAAACCAUCAUCUGUCUCACUGAUUUAUAGCCUCCUCCGUGUCUCCCGUUUUAGAUGUCCUCGUCUCCAGCUCUGUUCCCAGAAGCCCUCUAAAUGGCCUCCCUUCUCGGCUCUUGUACACUUGCCUCCAUUCUCCAGCUGUAGCUACAAGUGCUUGGAAGACAGACCUGGCUGUGCAUAUCCUCAGCUUACUCGUCUGCUGCCUGCGCGUGCGCGGUCCAGACCCUCACAGGCUGGCAGAAACACUGCUGCUUGACCACUCCACCUUCUGCUCUCACCUCGAGUACUCAUUGCUACUCCAAAAACUAUUUAUAUCCCGGGGUUUCCCUCCCUAAACAUAGUAUGUCACCCUAUCCACUGCAAAGUCAUGUUAUCUGUGAUGUCGACCUUAUUCUGUCUUAGGUGUCACUUCCUGAAAUACUGCUUUGGCUUCGCCUUGUGCUCUAUUUUUAGAAUGAAGGCCAACAUCUACACGUGAAGUUGGCUCUUUGGGGAUACAUCAGUCUCCUGACAAACACUGUCAGAAGGGAGAUGAAGAGGAGGUCUUGACCAGUUCUAGUUGUCAAAAGUAAUUGUAUAUAAGAGUUUUAUUUUAGGCUUGAGAGAUCUCCCCUUUCGAACUUGUUCCAUAGUAACUAAUAGCUCCCUUAGUGUGAAGUAAAACUGCUCCUCACGAAGUCUUUACUCAGUCAGCUCUUUGUCACUUAGCUUCUUAGGCUCAUAGUUGAGGAAACUUACAGUUUGCCAGCGCCUUUUCAAAGAGGAGGAAGGAUUCGAGUCACUGAUGAAAGUAAACCAAAUCUUCAGGUUGUCUAAUUGUGGAAUCUUAGUAAUGAUAAGCUGAUUUAGUCAUUAGAUGUGACCUUCGUGCAUGCCAGCUCUGUCUUUAUUCAGUUGCUUCUUUAGGGAGGAAAAAAUUAUAUCUGCUUAUCUACUCGUGAGGACACACAAAGCUGGCAAUCCCAAGCAGUCAGCCCUAGCUCAUACGCAUGAGCAGCACACUAACUGGACUCAGCAGGCUAUAUUUACACGUGAUGCUGGGAAGAGGAGCUAACCCAUGAAGCCGAGACACAGACAGGCACAGCCCAGUUCCUUGAAGUUAUGCCUACAGCUUUUCACAGCUGCCUGCUGAAGCUGUUUUAUAGUAGCGCUGCCCUUUUAAAAAGCUGGCAUUUUAGGGAGAGCAGUUCUUAGUGCUUGUAAGGGCUGGAGUACACCGGGGUGGGUAGAACGCUUACCUAGCAUGCAUGAACCCUAGCAUGCAUGAAGCCCUAGAUUUGUUUCCCAGUGUGAAUGGGGAGGGAAGGAAAGAGGAAAAAGUAACCUUGAACCCAAGAUUAUCUGACAUGAUAUUUUCUGGGCCAGGUGUAGUACACCUUUAAUACCAGCACUCAGGGGCAAAGUCCAGGUUGGUCUACUUAGACUCUCUCUCAUAAAAACUGUGUGUGUGUGUGUGUGUGUGUGUGUGUGUGUGUGUGUGUGUGUGUGUGUACGUAUACAUACACAUAUAUUCUAAAUAUUUCUGAAAUGUUUAGAAAAUAGUUUUGUACAGUGUGUUUUUAACAACUCUGUUCAUGUCAUUUUAUAAUUCACCAAAAAUAAACUGACAUUUUGAAAGAG
This is a messenger RNA of Rattus norvegicus (Norway rat), 5802 nucleotides long. It is a transcript of the gene Trim37, whose product is annotated as tripartite motif-containing 37. Gene Ontology annotation, cellular component: peroxisomal membrane; chromosome; perinuclear region of cytoplasm. The record is from RefSeq and is a predicted model, not a curated record. Lineage: Eukaryota; Metazoa; Chordata; Mammalia; Rodentia; Muridae. Gene Ontology annotation, molecular function: ubiquitin protein ligase activity; zinc ion binding. Gene Ontology annotation, biological process: positive regulation of DNA-templated transcription; negative regulation of gene expression, epigenetic; protein ubiquitination.